AUGUCUGGAAAUAAAUUAUUCCAAAAACUCAAAGAAUUAGGAUUCGAAGAUUGGGCUAAGUCUCAAGGCAUAUCUCCUUCAUUAUUGCCCCAGAACCCUCAGUCGCUUGAAUGAAUUUUUGCAUUUCCAAGAAUUAAUAACUUGUUGCAAUGGCUUCUCGUUUCUAUGAACGAAACUCAGUUUCUUACUGCGAAGGAACUAGAAGUCUAUGAAGGCUUAGAAACAAAGCUGGACUAUGAAUCUCUGCAAGAAAUCAUUGAAUUGCUUGAUAUUAAUAGUUAUAAAUCUGAUCUCAUCAACUUGGUCCAGCCGAGUCUUAUUGAAGAACUUCAAAAACAAAAGCAAGAGCAAGAACAAGAAAUAGUUCGCCUACAAAAUGAGCUACGAAACGAAGAAGAAAUCGAAAUAAGCAGUUUAAUGACUUCUCUGCAAAGCCAAUUUAAUGAAAGUCUUAAAGGGCUAUUUGAAACUCUAGAAAUUUUUUUGAAGCGAUUUAAUUCAAGCUCAAACGUCCUAUCAAUUUCAUUGGUCCAAGAAUACACCUCAACUGAUGAGCAGCUAUCAAGACUUGUAAUCCAAUAUUCCAAACAAAUUGAAGAGGUCGUGCAAGCAAUUGAUUUUAGCGUUCACCACCAUUGCUUGAUGUCAGAUCGAGCUGAUGAAUACACAGAGCUCUGCGCUGAAAGGGUUAAAUUGCAAUCAUUAUCCCUUAAGAAUCUUGAACAAGAAACUAAAGCUUCUGCUGCAAAACAAAGAUAUGAGUCUGCUUUGCAAGCAUUAGAAGAUAUAGUACUGAGAGAGCAAAAAGAUAAAUUCUUACAAGAUGAUAUUAUUAAUGCCAAAACUAAUAUGAUCAAACAAGAACUAGAUGCGCUUGAAAAAGAAAAUGAAAAAAUAGUCAAUGAAGAAUUGUGCUCAGUUAUCAAAGAAAUCGCAAAACUCCAAGCUGAAGAAAAUUUAUCAGAGUCGCAUAACGAACUUUCUGAUAAGAGAUGUGAGUAUGAAGGGAUCAAGCUGCAAGAAGUCACAAGAUUGUUAGAGGAACAAAAGAAAAAACAUCUACUGGCAAUGGCUGGAAUUUUGCUAGAACAAGAAAGAGUUCAAAGUGAGUACGACUGCUUGUUUGAGAUAAAGACUUUUCUUGAAGAUAUCAAAGCACAAACCGAUUUCAGAAUAGAUCAGUAUAGGACUUUUAGAAAUAGGCGUGAGCUGCAAUUAGCUGAAAGAAAAACAAUAGACGAAAGAGAUGCAACACUUAACGAGCUCCACCAGAUAAUUGAAACUCAAAAUCAAAGCACAAAUCUUACCUAUGAUAGACUUAUAGAGAUGAUUCAAAAAGUUUUUGAAAAGCAGGAAGAAGCGAAGCAGGCUUAUAAAAGGUCAAUUGGAGCCAUAUUAGAAUCUUCAAAAACCAUGCUUUUUGAAUCUGAAAAAUUAUUGGAUAACUUAGACAUAAUAAAAAGUGAGCAUAGAGCUGACGGUAGAGAAAACUAUUUAUCACUAUCAACCUUGCUUAAAGACCAGGAACAGAAAUUGAAUAAAAUUCUUCUCGAUGUUGAACAAACUAGGGUAAAUUUCAAAGUUAGUCCUUCAGGACUUACUGAAAGAGAACUGUUUGUUGAAUUUUUAACUACACCAGAAAAUCAAACCCCCCGAUAUUUAAAAGAUUGUGAGGAUGUUUUAUAA
This is a messenger RNA of Blepharisma stoltei, 1686 nucleotides long. The record is from the annotation of a GenBank genome assembly. Lineage: Eukaryota; Ciliophora; Heterotrichea; Heterotrichida; Blepharismidae.